Molecule: messenger RNA, 3516 nt
Organism: Acanthopagrus latus (yellowfin seabream)
Lineage: Eukaryota; Metazoa; Chordata; Actinopteri; Spariformes; Sparidae
Gene: il12b2
Product: interleukin-12 subunit beta
Exons: 7
Coding region: 1058-1972 (304 amino acids)
Molecular function (GO): protein binding
Source: RefSeq, a predicted model, not a curated record
AAAGUCAUGGGCUGGGAAAGUCCUGUCACCUGUCCCUUUGCCUUUUCCUGUGUGAAGCUGUAUGUGCGUGUGAAUGCAAGUGUGCAUUCUCUGGAACUCUAGGGACAUCAGAUAUCCUCACAUCAGUGGUGUGACUGGGGAAAACCUCUGAAGGGAGAGCAUUUUCUUUGGUCAUCUGAUUGUCCAAGAUAAUGCUAGGUUGUAUCUGGGAUUUAGUUCCAGGGUUAAGGGUCAGAAUUUAGAUUAAGGAUCAGCUACAUUUAGCAUUAUCGAUGAAAAAGGAGGAUUCAUUUUUUUAAGAUCAACAAAUUAAUUGUUUGGGCUCCAAAGUGAUAAAAACAAACAUCUCCCAAAACUUGUUUUGUGUGAGCGACACCUCAAAAUCCCCAAAUCCUUGAUGAAUUACUUUCAUUGAAGACAAAACACAGCAAAAGUUCACAUUUUCAAACAUUUUAGAUAUAUAUUAAAAAAAAGGGGGGGAAUACAUAGAAAAAGAAGAUUACUAGAGCAGCUGGACUAACAAUUAUCUCUAUAAAUUGCCUUCCAAUUUGAUAUAUUCUGUUGCCAAAUGUAUCACUGUACACUGUCCAUUUUGUUUAGUUCUCAAAAAAAUUGCAUUAUCAAGUGUGUGUCGGGGGUGCUUGGGUGUGUCCAGUUGUGUGUUUUCUAAGAUGAUUUAGUAUUCUGUUUUAAGGGCAAACCCCCACCCCACCGCACACCCACACUAACACCUCUUAUCUUCAUCUCUCAGUCUUUCGAAACUCGCUAUUUACAAAACGUUGACAUGCAAAACAUAGAGGAAAUGCCCUGACUGCCACCUCUGUCAGUGGUCCUCUUAUCAGCUUAUCACAUCACUCUGUUUCACCUCCAAAGGGGCCAUUUCGGUGGUGUCGGUGUAGGUGAUGAUGAUGAUGAUGAUGACGAUGCAUGCAGGAUUCAUAGAUAUAAAUAUGAUGCUUCGUGGACAGUUGAAGCAUACGAUCGCCAGGAUUGCUACGACGCAACAUCUGCUCACAUCAGUUUUUUCAUCACAUCACUUCAGUGUAACUUCAUCGAGAUGGGGGCUUUGUCACUGUGGAUAUUCGGGCUUCUGUUCAUCAGCCUCGCAAGAGCACAUGAGCUCAACCACUUUCCAGAAAACUUUGUGGUGGCAAAAAGGAAUGACCCGAAUCCAGUCACACUGACCUGCCGUUCAAAGACCGACGAAGCCGUCACAUGGAAGGUUGAAAAUGAAGAGAUGGAGGAUGUCAAGUUAGAUGACAGCAUCAGGCAGGUUGGUCAGAAUCUGGUCUUGACGGACAUAGAUACACCCAAACUGGGCCAAUACAGCUGCUGGAGAGAGCAAGAGAUGUUAUCAUCAACCUAUCUACUGCUGCUGGAGGAUGAAGAGGAAGAUGAGUCGGAUUCUCCCAUCCAUUGUCGGGCGAAGUCUUAUGAUUGUACCUUCAGCUGUAAGUGGACCGACAGUGAAUACAAAGCAGUGCGCCUCGGACUGGGCGAGAACUGUAGCAGUGAAGGUGAUAAAUCAUGUCAGUGGAUCAGCAGCAAAGAGCAGCUCCAAGAUGGGGGAUUCCAGUUUGAGCUGGCCCACUCCCUCUCCCCUUAUGCUGAGGAAAGCACCAUGCUGAUUGUCACUGCUGAAGCCAUCAGUGACCUCUCCAUCGUCAGGAAAACCAAGAGAUUUUAUCUCAGAGACAUUGUUCAACCUGAUAGUCCCCAGAUUGUCAAGUGUCAGGAGGUGGAGCAGGACCUGAACGUGACCAUCAACCCACCAUCCAGCUGGUCCUCGCCUCACAGCUUCUUCAGACUGGAGCACGAGAUUGAAUACGUGUUGAAAGACAACGGCGAGCACCGACUUUCCACAUCUGCUCUGGUACCGAAGAGUAUCAGCAUGCUGAGGGUCCGAUCCAGAGACCCGCUGGUGCUCUCUGCCUGGAGCCAGUGGACUCCCUGGAAAAAUGUAACCUACUGAUGUUAUUUGAAUGCAUCACGUCUGCUCCUGCUCUGUCAUUGUUCUCAUAUUGUAUGUCUACACUGUCCUCUCACGUCCUCUCACCUACUGUUUUCGUACUAGUCACACACUGACAACCAAGAGAUUAACACAGCUAACCCCAGAAGCUCAGUAAUACGUCCAUACAGCACACCUUUGUUAUACAUUUUUAUUUAUUAGUCAACUCAAACUAUUUAUUUGUUUAUAUAUUUAUUAUUUAUGUUAAAAUCAUACACGCCAUUAUUGUCUUACUGUGGGGACUAAUAGAGGUCCCCACCCAAUGUUCUACUGUCACAUUUACCCCCCAGUUUACACCCAGACAGAAUCAACAUGAACCUGUAUCUACCAGAAAAAAAAGGGCUGAUGGGACAAAUCCUAGUCUCAUUUAGUAUGCACUUCCACACAUACGUUCACACAGUUUGUUUCUUGGUGCUGUUAUUUCUGUAUGUGUUAUAAGUGUGUUGGCGUUUCUGUGUAUUUCGGUGGUCUGGUGCUGUGCACAUCAAAUGGCUAUUAAAAGAGCUCUGUGCUUCCUUCCUUAUAUAUGUUCCUUUUUUCAUUUUUGUUUGUUGCUCUUGUGUGUUGACACUUACUGACAAAUAGAAAUUCCCCUUUGAUAUGAUGCAACCCACAUUUAUGUGCAUUGGGGCGGACAAAUUACUAGAAAUACUAUAAGCUGAGAGUGUGAACUCAAUGGUCCUUGACAGAUUGAAUUACAGACGUCACUUAUAAUGAAUAAUGGAGCCUCUAUGGCAGAAGUAUUUUAAAGAGGAAAUUAUCCAAGUCACACUUUAUUAAAGACUAAAGGAUAUUAUCUGUUUGUCAGCAUUAAUAUUUUUAAAAAAUACUGUAUUUAGACUUGUUUAGGUAGUAAAACCUGUAAUUACAUGCCUGACAUUGAAUGGAGAGAAUAAUAGUAGGAGGAGACAGUCGGGCUAACAAUGACACACUCUCACAAACAUUCUCACUGUCGGCUACAGAAUAAUGCAAAUGUUGUUUGCUUUUUUACAUAUUCACAUCAUAAUCUGUUAGUUAUACGUUUUUGUGAACAAUAAAGGCUAUCUAAGGCACCAACUACAGCUAACAAACAGCUUAAUGCAGCAAUGAUUAUCAUAGUUGCACUUGUUUAACCAGCCAGAUCUGUUACAGGUGACAAAUGCACUGAAGCAUAGCCGGGACUCAUUAGCUCCUUUCCACAGUUCCAUGUUCCAUAUUUUUCAUAUUUAGUGAAUAAAAAAGGAAUAUUAGCAGAUACAUUUUGUAUAUUUAUUCGUUAUAAGUGAGAAUAAAAUAAAAAUGAAACUAAAAAACUUGGUUUAGAUUGCCCAAACCUUACAAAAUACUUGCCGACAGUUUAUUGUGCUUGUAGCUUGAGCAGUAAAGGGCAUUUUUACGUACAGAAAUAACAUGCUCCGUGUAAGAGUAAUGUUCCAUUCUGUAGACCUGAGAGUGACAGUGAUGUAGCUCUUACAUAUUUAAAUGAGAGUUAGUUUUUAAAGUUUUUUUUUUCAGACCCUAAUCUGUUA